AUGUCGACACACGAAAACGAGAAAAAGACCGCCGGUCAAGCCUGGGACUCGUCGUCCGGCGUCGGCGAGAUCGAAUCCGCCCCCCAUGCCGCUGAUUCUGAGGUCCUCGAUCCCGUCGCCGUCAGGAGGGUCACCAGGAAGCUCGACAUUCGCAUCGUCCCCAUGAUUAUGUGGGUCUAUCUCAACAACAUGAUGGAUCGAGUCAACAUCGGAAAUGCUCGUCUGUUCGGUCUCGAGAGUGACUUGAAGCUCAAGGGCAAUGAGUUCCAGCUGGCCGUCUCUCUGCUUUUCGUCACCUACUGUCUGUUCGAAGCUCCUUCGAACAUGAUUAUCAAGCGUCUCCAUCCCGCUCGGUACCUCGCCGGUUUGACCAUCGCCUGGGGCCUAGUCUCCACCUUUAGCGCCUUCGUUCAGAACCUUGGUGGACUCGUUGCCUGCCGUCUUAUUCUCGGCUUGUCCGAGGCCGGUUUCUUCCCCGGUGUCGUCCUGUACCUUUCCAUGUUCUACGGCCGAAAGACGCUCGCUCUUCGUAUCUCCUUCUUCUACGCCACAGCUGCUGCUGCGGGUUUUAUUGGUGGUCUCCUGGCCUAUGGCAUCAGCUUCAUGGACCAUGCUGGCGGAUGGCGCGCGUGGCGAUGGAUCAUCGUAAUCGAGGGUGUCCCCACUGUUCUCACAGGCCUCGUCAUUCCGUUCGUUCUACCCAACAGCCCCGACACUGCCAAGUGCCUCAGCGAGGAGGAUAGGCAGAUUCUUAAGAAGAUCCACCACCAGCAGAUCGGCAAAGCCCACAACCUUCACAACAUGGUUAAGCAGGAUGUCAUCGAUGGCAUCAAGGACUGGAAGACCUGGGCUAACUGUCUCGCCCUCUUCCCUAUGCUCACUAUGCUGUAUUCCUUCGUCGUCUUCCUCCCCACCAUUAUCAAGGGUAUCGGCCACUGGUCCGCUGCUGAGGUCCAGGCCCUGACUGUCCCCGUCUACUUCGUCGGCGCGGUUGUCUACGUCCUCUGCGCCUGGUACAGUGAUAAGACCCAGCAACGCGGCCCGUUCAUCAUGGGCGGCAUCGUUGUCUCCAUGGUCGGAUACGCUAUGCUUCUCGCCAACAAGGGCUCCGCUGUGUCCUACGCAGGCACCUUCUUCGUCGCCGUCGGUAUCUUCGUCUCGCCCGGUAUCGCCUUCGCCUGGGUCCCCACCAAUAACCCCCGCUACGGCAAGCGCGCCUUCGCCACCGGUAUGCACCUUACCUUCGGUAACUCUUCUGGCAUUGCCUCCCCCUUCCUCUUCGCCAACAAGUGGGCCCCGGAGUUCACGGUUGGCUAUGCCGUCUGCAUUGGCAUGUUGGCCGUCUCCUUCGCUAUCAACCUCGUUCUUCACCUGCACUUCAAGCGCAUCAACAAGCUCCGCGAUGAGGGCAAGUUCGACCACCUCAUGGAGGGCAAGACCGACGAGGAGAUCGAGGCCAUGGGUGAGGAGAGCCCCAGGUUCCGAUUCUCCGUCUAA
This is a messenger RNA of Scedosporium apiospermum, 1497 nucleotides long. Its product is annotated as Major facilitator superfamily transporter. Gene Ontology annotation, biological process: transmembrane transport. Gene Ontology annotation, molecular function: transmembrane transporter activity. The record is from RefSeq and is a predicted model, not a curated record. Gene Ontology annotation, cellular component: membrane. The transcript is spliced from 3 exons. NCBI's taxonomy places the organism in Eukaryota, Fungi, Ascomycota, Sordariomycetes, Microascales, Microascaceae. Bases 1 to 1497 code for a protein of 498 amino acids.